AUGGCCGAUGCGGCACCGGGGCCAGAUCCGGGAAGCUUGGCAAGGCUGCUGGAAGCUGAUCGCACCGUUCGUCGGCGGUUGCGGGAGAAAGGCCAUAUGACGAGAUGGCCUUCGGAACGGACGACUGGUGUGCCAAGCUGCAAAGGCAUGGCGUGUAAUGCGAGGAUUCUGGAAAUUGUCGCGGAAUGGUGGUGUCCGUCGAUGGAUUCCCCAAUGAUCAUCCCGAUAGAAGUGAUGCGUCGAGAGGUCAAUGCUUUGCGUGGCCCUGCUCACAUGGAUAUGAAGCACGACCCUCUGCAAGCUGAGCUUGACUCGGACGGAAUCAAGAAAUUGUUUACGCACGGGCUCCGCCGCUUGAAGAGUGGUGCUUCGCGGCCCAGGGAUCCGGCUCUGGAGGAUUUCUUUCAUAUCCUGGAAUGGUACUGGACCGAGCUUCGUACGGAUGAUGAUGUGGCCCCGGACAUGCUCAUGUUAGAGGAUGGUUCGGUGGAUGAUCCAUAUGUGGGCGAUGCCAGUGAUGGACAUGUGCUUGCGGAUGAUUCAGGGGCUCCUAUCCUCGAUGAGUCCGCUGAGUCGGCCACGACCCUGGCGCUAGGAGCCCUGACGCCUGCAGCAAGUGAUUCCAGCAAUCCGGACCCGGAGCCCGAAGCAACUGACUGCAGCAAUCCGGAGCCAUUGCCACUGCCCGAAGCAAGUCACUCCAGCAAUCCGGAGCCGUUACCACUGCCCGAAGCAAGUCACUCCAGCAAUCCGGAGCCGUUACCACUGCCCGAAGCAAGUCACUCCAGCAAUCCGGAGCCGUUACCACUGCCCAAAGCAAUCCUGAGCAACCCCUUUAAAGGUGAGAAGCCUGAUAAGGUACCUGAGCCAGCAGCCCGUGAGAAUCCCAAUGCAACCCCUCCGGGUAAGAUCGCUCAGACAGCACCGCCAAGCCCUGGUGAGCCAGCACCUUCGACACCCAAGCCCAAGCUUGCUAAGCUUCCCCACUUCGAGAUCCCUGGCCCGGAGCACGAGAGAGCUCUUUUAAAAGCCCAGAUGGAGCAGCAGAUAGCAGCCCUGAGGUACCAGCUGGCUUUGAGGAGGUCUCAGCAGGCUUCGGCGCCCCCUCCGGUUGCCCCGAGUGCUGGUGUCAUGCAUGAUGAGACACAGGUGUAUGAUGCUGAUGCUGCGAUGGUCAACUGGCUUUCGGCAGCUGAAGAGCAACGGGAGAAAGCAGAGGGGGGCAUUCCUAUGCCACCUGAUUCAGAGGUGCUUCCAGAAGUCGAUGUGCGGAAGGGAGCAGAGGUGGCCAAUCGUGGGCCAAGUGAAUCGCUUCCUGAAGGCCAGAUGGGAUCGGAGAAGGUGGCUCCUGUGCCUCCUGAGGCUCCUGAGAUCGAAUCAGCCAAGGCCGACGGCCAGAUGGGGUCGGAGGCUCCUGAGGUGGGAUCUUUCAAGGCUGAGGGGCAGAUGGAGUCGGAGAAGGUCGCUCCUCAGGCGGAGUCAGCCGAGCCUGAGCAGCCCUCUGAUGAGGAUGUCGAUGGCUUUGAGGCUCCCAUUGUGAAGCGAACGGAUCAACGUGAGAACUUCAAGAAGGCGGCCCAAGCGGACAAGGACAAAAGGGGCCGUGGUCGUGGAGGGAAUACUCGGGGCCGGGGUCGAGCUGGCCGUGGUCGCGGGCAAAGUGGCCGCGGGCGAGGUGGCCGCGGGCGAGGUGGCCGUGGGCGCGGUGGCUGCGACACCCAGUCCGAGGAUGAAAAGCCGAAAGGCAAGAAGCGCAAAGUUCAGCCGGAGGAGUCAUCGGAGCCCGAGAAUGAGAAUGACAAUGGCACGGUGAGGUAUUCGCAGGAGGAGCUUGUCGACCAGAAGCCCGAGAAGCCUGGUGGGAAGAAGCCUGCCAAGGAGGCCCCAAAGGCCAAGAGCGGCCAGAAGGAGUCACCAAAGUCCAAGAGCGGCCAGAAGGAGUCGCCCAAGCCCAAGCUUCAGCAGGAGUCACCCAAGUCCAAGCUUGGCGAGGAGUCACCGAAGUCCAAGGGCGCCCAGAAGGAGUCACCCAAGCCCAAGGCGAAGGCCAAGGCUGCUACAAAAAAGAGAGCCAAACCGGAUGCUGAGACUGAGGAGCCUGCAGAGGACGAGGCGGCCGGGAACCGCCGAAAGACCUUUGCUGGUCGACGGAUGCCAAAGACGGCGGGUUCAGCGCUGGAUCGUUACAAUGCAAUGGUGGAUUCAUUCCUAAAGAUUGUGUAUCCCCAGGUGGACUCGCCGAGCACUUGGGAGGGCGAAUUCUGGAGCUUUGCAUAUCAGCAUCUUCUCGAGCGGCCUUUGGAUGCUUCCGGCUACGGCAAGGUUGCACGUGCUCAGGCGCGAAAGUUCCUCAACGAGCACCGUGAUGCUGUGAACGAAUGA
This is a messenger RNA of Symbiodinium sp. CCMP2592, 2382 nucleotides long. NCBI's taxonomy places the organism in Eukaryota, Dinophyceae, Suessiales, Symbiodiniaceae. The record is from the annotation of a GenBank genome assembly.